UCAAAGUUCUUUUUUCUGGAUGAUUACAUUGGAAAAUUAACCUCUAGGCUUCUCUAAUUAUCUGCCUAUUCCAUUCGAUGAAUCUCAUGCGCUGAAAUCGUUAGUAUGCUCAUUAGAUAUCAGUCUUGUGGACAUUGUAGUGCUUUGUUUCCUGGAAAUUGGUAAUAAUGCAGAAUAACAUGAACUCAAUGGGAGGGUGUGACACAUUUUAGCAGUUACAAAAUUGUGCAAUAUAGCCUAAGAUAUAUGUUAUGGAAGGCAUAAUGAAAUAUACGAGCAUGAUUGUCAGAUUCAAUUGUAUUUUCGUAAUUGCAGGAUGUGGGAAUUCUCUGUUGGUUUGUACAUGAUCAACGUCUGGCCAGAUUCUCUACUCCUAACGGCUGCUUAUGGUGUGGUGGAGUCAGCUUCAACGGCAUUAUUUGGUCCCCUCAUUGGACAGUGGGUGGAUAGGUUCACAUACGUUAAGGUGCUCCAACUUUGGCUGCUAAGCCAAAAUAUCUCAUUUAUUGUUGCUGGAGGUGCAGUAACUGCUCUUUUAAUCCGUGUAGACUUGAUAUCAGUCAAUCUUAUGGCAUUUAUCUCACUUGUUAGUUUAAUUUAUAUAUCCGGAGCUGUUGGUGUGCUUUCAACUCUUGCCGGAACCAUCUUGAUCGAAAGAGAAUGGGUAGUUGUAAUAUCAGAAGGCCACCCUCCUGGGAUGCUAACAAAUAUGAAUGCAAUCAUAAGGCGAAUAGAUUUGAUUUGCAAGCUAUUUGCUCCGGUGAUUACUGGCUUCAUUAUCAGCUUUGUUUCUCUAACUGCAUCAGCCAUGACUCUAGCUCUUUGGAACGUUAUGUCCGUUUGUUUGGAAUACUGGCUUCUUACAUCUGUAUACAAUGGAAUUCCAUCUCUAAGUGAAAGAAGCCUGAGGAGGGACUCAAGAUCUUCACCAGAGCAUUCGGAUAUAAGCCCCUCUAUUUCUCAUGAACAGAAAAGCACGUUUCACUCAGAUGGAAUUGGAUUGGAGCAAUCUGAAAAUCCCUGGAGGAAAAUAGUUGGCUCGAUCUCAAGAUUGCCUUGCCUUUCUGCUUGGAGAAUGUACUUGCAGCAAGAUGUAGUCCUCCCAGGGCUAGCUCUUGCCUUACUUUUUUUUACGGUACUCAGCUUUGGAACGUUAAUGACGGCUACACUUGAAUGGGAAGGAAUUCCUGCAUAUGUCAUUGGAAUUGUGCGUGGAGUAAGCGCAACAAUAGGGAUAGCUGCAACAUUUCUCUACCCUAUCGUAGAAUCACACAUUUCAACACUUCGAACAGGUCUUUGGUCAAUCUGGUCACAGUGGACUUGCCUGUUGAUAUGUGUAGCUUCGAUAUGGGUCCAUAAGAAAUUUCUAUCAGCGUUUAUGCUUAUGGCUGGUGUGGCUGCAUCACGCUUGGGUUUGUGGAUGUUUGAUUUAUCGGUCAUUCAGCAAAUGCAGGAUCAUGUCCCUGAAAGUGAUCGUUGUGUGGUAGGAGGAGUUCAAAACUCACUACAGUCUGCUCUGGAAUUGAUGACUUAUUUCUCGGGCAUAAUCAUAUCUAAUCCCCAGGAUUUCUGGAAGUUGAUCCUAUUAUCUUUCCUUUUAGUGACAAUGGCCUCGACGUUAUACAGUAUACAUGUUUAUCGAGUUAGGAAGCACCUAUUUCACUUUGAGAAGCUCAAUUGUUUAGUAAGAUCAUCUUAGACUCUUCGUGCACCGAUGAACACGAAAAAACAGAAACUGUAGAUUACUUUCUUUAAUCCUUCUGUAUAGCCAUAAGCAUGUUUCUUCUUUAUGUAGCUAUUGGUCUAACAACAAUGCCACGAGGUUUUCUCCAGUCUGUUCGAGUAUUAUUUACAUGUAAUUUUCUUGCUUCUUGUAAAUUACAUUUUAGUAGAAAGCUUCAUAUAACA
This is a messenger RNA of Solanum dulcamara, 1908 nucleotides long. RefSeq names its product solute carrier family 40 member 2-like. The record is from RefSeq and is a predicted model, not a curated record. Lineage: Eukaryota; Viridiplantae; Streptophyta; Magnoliopsida; Solanales; Solanaceae. Gene Ontology annotation, biological process: iron ion transmembrane transport. Gene Ontology annotation, molecular function: iron ion transmembrane transporter activity. The coding region runs from base 317 to 1699 and encodes 460 amino acids. The transcript is spliced from 7 exons. Gene Ontology annotation, cellular component: membrane.